Molecule: messenger RNA, 2739 nt
Organism: Lacerta agilis (Sand lizard)
Lineage: Eukaryota; Metazoa; Chordata; Lepidosauria; Squamata; Lacertidae
Gene: REPS2
Product: RALBP1 associated Eps domain containing 2
Biological process (GO): endocytosis; endosomal transport
Cellular component (GO): plasma membrane; cytoplasm
Molecular function (GO): protein binding
Source: RefSeq, a predicted model, not a curated record
AGCUUCUCUCCGUCUCCCGCCUCCUCCUCCGCCUCCCCCCUCGGGCAGCACUGCAGAGGCAGCUCCGCUCCGCACUGGGGAGGAGGAGGAGGCGGGGGAGGCCGCCGCCGCCGCCGGACGGAGGACGAGGCUCAGCAGAGGCUCCCCGCUCGCCCCUCUUCCCCGCCGCGAGGAGUUUCUCUGCCGGCCUCGGGAGUCGCGCCGCCCCCUGCCUGAUUCCCCGCUGCCAUGGAGCCUGGAGCAGCCGCCGCCGCCGCUGGGCCGGCAGCCUCCGCCGGAGCCGCGGCGCUCUUCUUGGCUGCGAGCGAGCAGCAGGGCUACUCCGAGCUGUUCUCGCUUUGCGGCGGCGGCGGCGGCGGCCAAGCUGCGCCCGAGGCGGGGGGACCGGCGGGAGCGACCCCCGCCUCCGCCGCCGAGGGGAGCAAAGUGGCCGAGUUGUUCCGGGCGUCGCAGCUGCCCGCCGAGACGCUUCAUCAGAUUACAGAAUUGUGUGGUGCUAAACGUGUUGGUUAUUUUGGGCGUGCUCAGUUUUAUGCUGCUCUGAAGCUAAUCGCUGCUGUGCAGUCUGGCCUCCCAGUACGGAUCGAAAGCAUUCAGAAUGAAUUGCCCUUGCCUCUUAUGGCACUGAAAACUGAUAGUGAAGUAAGGUACAGUCAUCCAGCAGAAGCGCAUGGAACUAAAUUUCAGAUUCCACAUGCAACACUUGAAAAAAAUUGCUUCAGAAGAUUGGAUGGAGGAGAAAAACAGCAAAGUCUCCCCCCUUUGUCUCCCAUUGAUUCACCUCCUGCUUCUCCAUCAACCUACCAGAGGAUUCCCUUGAGUUACGGGUAUGGUAUCCUGAGAAGUGGGCUUGAGCACGCAGCACGGAGGACAUACUGCUGUCCACAAGAUGGACCAAUGCAGGGAAUUAUGUGGUCCAAAUCAGUUCCACCACAUUCAUCUCUCAUUCGGUCUCUUUCAGUAGAGAGAGAACCGCAGGACGGCAGUAGUAAUUACUCAGAUGAUCCUUGGAGAAUAACUGAGGAGCAACGAGAAUAUUACACCAAUCAGUUCAAGUCCCUACAACCUGACCUGACCUCUUUCAUUUCAGGCUCUGUGGCUAAGAACUUCUUCACAAAAUAGCUGCCGAUCCCUGAGCUGUCACACAUAUGGUAAGGAGCAUAAGUGAUGUAGACUGGAUGAGCACUGACAUUACCAGAGUUUUGUGCCGCCUUUCACCUCGUUGUUGCUCGGAAAAAUGGUUAUCUUUUGCACACCCUGCCAGAGACUCUGCUGCCUGACUGUUUUCAAGCAGUGAUCGGCGUCUUGAAUUCUUAUUCAGACUCCUUGGCAGCAAGUCAACAAACGAGGGACUUCAGUAGGACUGAACUUGAAACUGUUCGUGAGGAUCCAAGCAACUCGGAGCCAUGGAUUCUCUUUGAGGCAACUUCCAUUGACCCAGAGACUUCACUUGAAGGGAUGUCUGAUAAAGUUGCCCUGACACAGGACACAGUUAAUGAUGACAAACAAGGUCUGAAAGUUAGUGCUUCUUCCCAGACAAUACAGAAGGAAGUCAAAGCAUCUCAGCACUUGGCUGUCAAAACAGUUGCUCAGGAAUCUAACACACUUAAAGCAAGACCAAGAUCCAGAUCUUAUUCAAGCACAUCUAUAGAAGAUGCGAUGAAAAAGGGGGGAGAACCACCAACCCCACCAAGGCCACAGAAAUCACAUUCCAGAGCAUCCUCCUUAGAUCUCAAUAGGAUGUUCCAGCAAAAUGUUUCUGCAGUUCGGGCGGGUUGGCUACCACCGCCACCACCUGCUCUACCUCCUCGGCCUUUUGUAACACAGGUUUCUCAUCCCGGCACAAAUGCUGAAACAAAUGCUCAACUCAAAUCAAGCUACAUAGACUUCAGGCUUCAAGAACAGAUGGAACAAGAAUCUCAGAUUGAAAUGCAUUUGCCAAUGAACAGGUCCUCAUCACAAGUUGAAGAAGGCAGCCCAGCCAAAAAGGAGGUGUUGCUUACUCAGCCACCAUCAAAACCAAUUCGCAGGAAAUUCCGGCCUGAAAGCCAGAUGCUAGAGAACCAGGAACUUUCUCCCACGAAAAGUGUAGCCCCUUCCUUGCCUGCCAUCAAAUCCCACCAUACAAUCCCAAAACAGUCUUCAAAACAGAAGAAAGCUAUUCAGACAGCUAUCCGUAAAAAUAAAGAAGCAAACGUGGUCCUAGCUCGGUUGAACAGUGAACUCCAGCAACAGCUGAAGGAAGUUCACAAAGAACGAACUGCACUGGAAACUCAGUUGGAGCAGCUCCGACCUGUCACUGUCUUAUGAAAUUCUGUAACAGAAUUUUUGCUUCAAGUACCUUUAACCGCACAAUAUAUUGGCAGAAGCUUUUUUCACUAAGGCAACAUCAUUUGGAAAAAGUGACUGCCAUAUUUCUUUUGCAUUUCUUGCACCAGUUUACCUUGCAGAUGAAGAAGGUACACAAUCUGAAUGUCAGACCUUAUGCCUAUGAAAUUGACCUUGUUUUCCCACUGACCCUUCAAGAAUGCCUCAGUCAAAUUCCAUCUCUCUCUUACUGUUAACACUUAUUUAUUCCAAGAAUUCUUGAUUUAUAUGCAUUGGGGUGGGAUAUUUAAAUAGUAUAUAUGUCUAGGAAAUUUGCUUAUAUUUACCUUCAUCCUGGAUUAUCACUUUUUACAUAUCUGUGAUCUUUAAAGCCUAUCUAGUUUUAGAAUAAAUGAAAGCAGCAUCUACGAA